This is a messenger RNA of Rhopilema esculentum, 2344 nucleotides long. RefSeq lists its product as uncharacterized. The record is from RefSeq and is a predicted model, not a curated record. Gene Ontology annotation, molecular function: zinc ion binding. NCBI's taxonomy places the organism in Eukaryota, Metazoa, Cnidaria, Scyphozoa, Rhizostomeae, Rhizostomatidae.
UUCAUUCAGAAUCCAUACGCAAAAAGGCAAGCUCGACGUUCCGCCAUUUUAUUUUGAAGUUCCAGAUUUUAGUCUGCACUCGUCUCAAAGCAAAAUACUGUGGAAAUGGAUGAAGUUGGUAUCGCUUCUUCCGGAGAUUAUGCGGCAUUGACCCGUUCUUGUUGUAUGUUUCAAGAGAAGCCCCUGGAAUUGGAAACAGCUAUAUCUAUUUUGGAGAAUGUCGAACAGUACAGGUCGAUUGCAUAUCCCCCUAUGAAGCCUAAAGGGGGCGAGGUAUACUUGUUUAUGCCCCAGCUUAUUGAAGAACAAGAUAACUGGAAAUGCGAUCACUACCGAUGGUUAAACAAUGGCCCAAAAGAGAUACCUCGAAGAGGCCCACUGGUGCGAAAGCUCUAUUUCUUGGCCCGAGUUCCAGAAGGGAAAACCUUUCAGUUUCAGAGGCAUGCUUAUAUGCUCAUUGCAGACACACGAUCACCUAAGCCUGUUCUUGUACAUUAUAUUGGAGACGAGUCAAUCAUGAUAGAUUUCCCUCAUGGCAACUCCAAGAAAACGAUCAAGCCUUUCUUUGCUGUUGCACCGUCUGUACGCAAAGAAAUCGCACGCAAGUCAUUGGCAAGCCCUAGUGACAUUAUUGAAUCGAUGAAAGUGAAAUCUGAAGAAGGCAAUAACCCAGCCAUGACUCCGAGGAACAAAAACCAGAUUCGGAAUUUAAAGCGAAGGCAACGGAUGAUAGAGGCAGGCAAUAAAAUGAAGAAAUCGUCACUAUGUAACAUGCUUGACAUGGUUGAGAAUAUUGCAGGAUUCGUUCAUUUUCUUCAGACCGUUCCUGAUACUGUCUGUGUCGUUGGAUUGCCCGAAUUGUCGUCUGCUUUGGAGGAUUUGCUGAAGUUACCUUCCGUCGAUCCUGUUGUCUUCUCUUACUGUGAACCAUUCAAAAUUGGCAGACUAAAUAUCGCUGUAUUUUUAUUCGAACAUGUUGCUUUUGUCGGCAAACCUGGUUUCCCGUGCUUUGCUGUAAUUUACGACUCUGAAUGUGCAUUUGCUCACGAAAAGUUGCUCAGAACAGUGGCAAGCAGCGUUCCAUCUCUCAAUAAAUAUAAAGGGCCUAUUGUUACUGGUCGCGAGUCUACUAUCACAGAAUGCAUUAAGUCAGUCUUUCAGAACUUGUUUGCCGUCACGGACUGGGAGCAUGUUGUUGUUGAGUCCCGCCUUUGGCUGCGUUCGACUGGUGCAACUGUCUCUCAAAUUAACAUGUUCACAGACCAUCUUCGUCUUCUUCUGGAGUCACCAACUAAAGAUAUCUACGAAAAAAAACUUAGUCGAUGCUCAGAGUCCUGGACCACGGAGUUUCGACAGCAUUAUGACAAUAAGUUGAAAGAUGCUAUCGAGACGCGCCUAGGCCAAUGGAUUCUGCAGAGAUACAGUCUGUUCAGCAAAGACCUUGGUGUAACUGACAUUGUCAAUCAAGAUCUUCAAAUACUUAUGCGAGAUUUACAAGAUAUCAAGGACCCAACUGUAGACACGAUUGCGAUUGCACUGUAUCACAUCAGUGUUCAUUUGGCAAAUGAGAUAACAAAGGGCUAUUGUAAUCUGGGAACGUACCGCCUACGGUCAGAGCUGCUUUAUUUACUGCGCCCCUCUGAUGAAGUUUUCAUUUACGAAAACACUUACAACCCAGCAGCAAUAGUCUCUGGACUGAAAGCCAACCGCCUGCCGUUCCAACCUAGUGGAAUUGGAGACAAGAUUGAUGAAAAUGUGCGGGCAGAGCGCAUUCAUGCCGCAGGAAACGUUGUUCAUGUGAGUCAGCUGCAGGCCUUUUUGGUGAAAGGUGUUAGUGAUGACAUACAUGCUGUUAAAUUAUAUCCCCGCGAAUAUUGCACAUGUCAGGCAAAAGAAGUGUGCUGUCAUGUUUUGGCAGUUAAGCUCAGUUUAGGCUUGGCACAAAGCACUGUGAAAUCAAAAGGGACUCCUGCCCCAUGCAUUGUUGUAAAUGUCGCUCAACCUGUGCCAACAGUACCACAAGUUUGUGAAGAAGGAACUGAUGCUUCAGCUGUGACUGUACCGCAAGCAGUUCACGGGAAUCAAGUCAAUGCUGCUGCACAAACUAUAGCGAAUCUUAUGGCAUCUGGCGCCACAGCAGCUCAACCAGGUGCAGGGCAACAGGUCUUCACUCUCGAUUCUUUUAUCGAAGCAUUAACAGUUGCCAGAGAAUGCAUAGUUACACCAGCGAAUGACAAUGCGGAGGCGAUUAGCCAAACCAACUAGCAACUAUGCAUGUCAUAAAAGAAUCAACACUCUCAUCCACGAUCGCUAAAUCUUGACUGUGGAGAAUAUAGUUCUAAAC